Messenger RNA from Prunus armeniaca (apricot), 381 nucleotides. Lineage: Eukaryota; Viridiplantae; Streptophyta; Magnoliopsida; Rosales; Rosaceae. The record is from the annotation of a GenBank genome assembly.
AUGCCUUGGAAUGACGAUUUUGCACAAGGAAAACAAAACAAUGUAUGGAUUAGUUACAACUCUAGCUCAAAAAAUCUUAGCAUUGCCUUCACGAGUUUUCUAAAUGAUACAAAUGGUAUCCAAGUGGAGAUAACCAGUUAUCUUUCUUACAUUGUUGAUCUAAAACAAUACUUGCCGGAUUGGGUCAUUGUUGGGUUCUCUGCUGCAACCAGUAAUGAGCUUGCUGUGCAUAAGAUCCUCUCAUGGAAUUUUACUUCAACUGCUCUGGUUGAUGAGGGCAACAAACCAGUAUUUCCUGCGUCAAUCCCCGCUGUUAAACCUAAGUCAUCAGGAAGUGCCAAUAUCAGACUCUUCAUUGGUUGGGUGGCGGUGGUUUUCUAA